AUGCCGACCUCAAAAUUCUUAUGUUUGCUUCUACUGCCGACCCUAGCGUUAGGGGCUAUCGAGAGAAAACGGAUUGUGACAGAGAAUAACAUCAUCCGAACAAAGCUGAUCACCAAUGAAACGACCCCAUUGCAAGUUGGGAACGGCAACUUUGCAUUCAGUGUUGAUACGACUGGAAUGCAAACAUACCUCCCUUUCAACACAAUGUCCCGCUGGGCUUGGCAUAAUGACACUGAACCAGCUGGAAAGCCCAUCGAUACAUACACUGGUGUACCUAAAGAAACACAUGGUAGAAAUGUAUCUUAUGAUCUCCCCGACCGAGAUCUUCCCGAUGUUUCUCAGUGGCUCAUAGGGAAUCCCAAUCGUGUCAAUCUUGGACGCAUCGGACUCCGAUAUAACGGCGAUACGCUGGAAUCAAGCAGCAUAUCCAACACCCACCAAGAACUAGACCUCUGGCAAGGAGUUAUCACAUCAACCUUCAGUGUUGAUGGUGCAAAGGUUAAAGUUGUUACCCAAGGUGACUUCGAGUCAGACGCAGUCAUUUUCACAAUUGACUCAGAGUUGAUCGAGUCAAGAAAGCUCAACGUCGAACUGGACUUUCCAUACCCUCCGAUCCAUACAACAAAGUACAAGAACGAGGUCUUUGUUGGCGUCUACGAUUUCCCUAUGAAUCAUACAACAAAGCUUUCAACAAGCCCGAAACAGAACUCAGCGCAUAUUUAUCAUGACUUGGGUACCAAGUACUAUGUGAACCUUCGUUGGCCUGUGAAAGAUGCACUGGCAUUAAAGCGCCUUGAGCCGCAGGGUUCUACCAAGCUCACGGCUCAUCGAUAUAUCCUUUCAUCAAGGCAUGGAAAGACCAUUUCUUUCGUGGCUCACUUCUCCCCAGAUAAGAGAGUACCAGAUCUGCCGUCUACUAUUGCUAGUCGUAACAGAGCUGGAUGGCAAGACUACUGGAGUGAAGGGGGUUUUGUGGAUUUGACCGAGUCUACGAACCCCAACGCUACUGAGAUACAACGUCGAAUCGUGACCUCCCAAUACCAUGUCAGAGUCAAUAGUGCUGCCAAUGGUGAGUCUCCGCAAGAGAGCGGCUUGAUGAACAACGGUUGGUAUGGCAAGUUUCACAUGGAGAUGGUCGUAUGGCACAACGCCCACUGGAUCUCAUGGGGCCGAGAUCGAUAUUUUCACAAUAUCUUUCCCGCACUUUAUGAAAAGCUUCUGCCUACAUCACUCGCCCGGGCGAAGAAGAUGGGAUGGGAGGGGGCGCGUUGGCCGAAGAUGACCGAAACGAUCACUGGACGAAGUUCACCUGGUGGAAUCAACGCAUAUCUGAUGUGGCAGCAACCGCAUCCCAUGUACAUGGCUAUGCUCGCUUUCAAGAGUAAGCCCACAAAGAAGACUCUGAAGCGUUGGGAUCCAAUUUUGGAGGCGACUGCGGAUUACAUGGCAUCUUAUGCAUGGUUGAACGAGUCGUCUGGCAGAUAUGAUCUAGGUCCCCCUGCGAUCGGUGUUACUGAAAACACGCCCCCGGAGACAACACUCAAUCUUGCUUACGAAGUCGCGUACUGGAGAUACGGCCUUGACGUUGCCUGCGAAUGGAAGAAGAAACUCGGCUUACCUAUACCCAAGCACUGGACGACUGUUGCAAAGAACCUGGCUAAGCCUCCUCAAAUCGGCGGACUCUACACAGUUUACGACGGCCUCAACUCUACCUGGUGGGAUGAUCCGGCACUCAACCGUGACCCGAGAAGUUUGAUCAUGCUACAGGGCAUUUUACCCGACACACCUGCAGUGGACAAGGAGGUAGCGCUACGAACAGCGGAUAAGGUCUGGGAAGUCUGGGCUGACCAAAACAUCCGGGGAUGGGGGCGGCCUGUACUGGCGAUUAACUCGGCUCGCAUUGGGAAUCCUGAGCGCGCGAUAUAUCACUUGACAGCAUAUGAUUAUUGGAAGUUUGAUGACGCAGGAUUUGCCAUUCGUGGUGGUGACGGAAACACGCCACCUCCGUUCAUGCCUGGUAAUGCUGGGUUCUUGUUAGCCGUUGCCUAUAUGGCUAAAGGAUGGGAUGGAUCGAAAGCUGAUACGCCUGGGUUUCCAAAGAACGACGGAUGGGUAGUAAAGCAUGAGGGACUUCGCAAGGCGCUUUGA
Messenger RNA from Fusarium redolens, 2148 nucleotides. Its product is annotated as Six-hairpin glycosidase-like protein. Gene Ontology annotation, biological process: carbohydrate metabolic process. The coding region runs from base 1 to 2148 and encodes 715 amino acids. The record is from RefSeq and is a predicted model, not a curated record. NCBI's taxonomy places the organism in Eukaryota, Fungi, Ascomycota, Sordariomycetes, Hypocreales, Nectriaceae. The transcript has 7 exons.